AAGCUGAGUAAUGAGGGGGAAACAGUGAGCAGACCCCCUGGACCAAACAUUCCUGCUACUGUCAUUAACUAUGAUGAGGAGUACAAAGUGUCCAAUUUUGAGCAGAGACUAAUGAGUGAGAUUGAGUUCCGUUUGGAGCGUACGCCGGUGGAGGAGUCGGACGAUGAGGUGCAGCACGAUGACGUCCCUACAGGAAGAUGUAUCGCACCCAUAUUUGACAAGAAACUGAAGAACUUCAGAGCCAUGGAAGGCGUGCCCGUCACUUUCUCCUGUAAAGUAGUAGGAAUCCCUUUUCCAAAGGUUUACUGGUUCAAGGAUGGCAAGCAGGUCCUGAGGAAGAACAUCCAUUACAGGAAGAUAAGAGAGGGGGAUGGAACCUGUGCUCUACAUAUAGAGUCCACGACCAAUGACGACGAUGGCAACUACACCGUCAUGGCAGCUAAUCCACAGGGACGUAUCAGCUGCUCGGGUCAUUUGAUAGUCCAAACGGGACCUCCCCGAAAGACACCCAUUCACUCUCAGAGGGUGCGAGCCCGCAUACAGGAAGUUGAAAGUGAACAAACGGAAGAGCGUUUUUUUCGGCCUCACUUCCUCCAGGCCCCGGGGGACAUGAUGGGUCAUGAGGGAAAACUGUGUAGACUAGACUGUAAGGUGAGUGGCCUCCCCAACCCAGAGCUGAUGUGGUUGGUCAGCGGAAGGCCAAUCUAUCCAGACCUUUACCACAAGAUGUUGGUGCGGGAGAAUGGCAUCCAUUCUCUGGUCAUUGAUCCUCUGACACAGAAUGACGCCGGCACAUACACGUGCAUUGCAAGCAACAAAGCAGGGCAGAGCUCCUUUAGUCUAGAGCUGAAUGUUGUGGAGAAAGAGAUGAAGCACCCUCCCCAGUUUGUGGAGAAGCUGCAAAACAUGGGUAUUCCUGAGGGGUCUCCAGUCAGGCUGGAGUGUCGGGUGGUGGGCAUGCCCCCUCCUGUCAUCUUCUGGAAGAAAGACAAUGACACCAUUCCUAAAACCAAGGACAGAACCAGCAUGACCCAGGAGGCAACAGGAUAUGUGUGUCUCCUUAUCCAUCCAACAACAAAGGACGAUGCUGGCUGGUACACAGUGUCAGCUAAAAACGAGGCUGGAAUUGUAUCCUGCACCUGCAGGCUUGAUAUCUAUGCACAGUGGCAUCAGAGCAUCCCUGCACCCAUGAAAAAGGCUGCGCGCACAGGCAGCCGCUAUGCAGCUCUGACGGGCCAGGGCCUCGACAUCAGGUCAGCUUUCCCCACGUCGGAGACCAACCCCAUCCUGUUCUCCAGCUCCCCUCCUGAGGUCAUGCUGGAGAGCGAGGAGCUGUGAAACGGCAGCAGGGUGACAGUCAGAGUUCUCCCGGGACACACUAAGGCUUCCCCGAGGUCCAGACAGUAAAGGGCUAAAAGGAGAAUGACGAUCUGAGCCGAUUGCCAUGUGAAUUGCGUGAUGCAUUUGAAGUGAAGAGUGGAAUGGCAAAGAGUUUUUGUG
This is a messenger RNA of Etheostoma spectabile (orangethroat darter), 1500 nucleotides long. Its product is annotated as myopalladin. Lineage: Eukaryota; Metazoa; Chordata; Actinopteri; Perciformes; Percidae. The record is from RefSeq and is a predicted model, not a curated record.